Messenger RNA from Knipowitschia caucasica, 2571 nucleotides. NCBI's taxonomy places the organism in Eukaryota, Metazoa, Chordata, Actinopteri, Gobiiformes, Gobiidae. The record is from the annotation of a GenBank genome assembly.
AUGUUGGUGGUGGUGGUCGUGCUGCUGGUGCUGCUACUGGUGAUGAUGCAGCUGCUGCUGGUGAUGAUGCAGCUGCUGCUGGUGAUGAUGCAGCUGCUGCUGGUGAUGAAGCAGCUGCUGCUGGUGAUGAUACAGCUGCUGCUGGUGAUGAUGCAGCUGCUGCUGGUGAUGAUGCAGCUGCUGCUGGUGAUGAUGCAGCUGCUGCUGGUGAUGAUACAGCUGCUGCUGGUGAUGAUACAGCUGCUGCUGGUGAUGAUGCAGCUGCAUCUGAUGACAGUGGAGGUGUUGAGAUCCUUUGAGGCGGUGGAGGUGUUGAGAUCCUUCGAGGUGGUGGUGGUGUUGAGAUCCUUCGAGGUGGUGGAGGUGUUGAGAUCCUUCGAGGUGGUGGAGGUGUUGAGAUCCUUCGAGGUGGUGGAGGUGUUGAGAUCCUUCGAGGUGGUGGAGGUGUUGAGAUCCUUCGAGGUGGUGGAGGUGUUGAGAUCCUUCGAGGUGGUGGAGGUGUUGAGAUCCUUCGAGGUGGUGGAGGUGUUGAGAUCCUUCGAGGUGGUGGAGGUGUUGAGAUCCUUCGAGGUGGUGGUGGUGUUGAGAUCCUUCGAGGUGGUGGAGGUGUUGAGAUCCUUCGAGGUGGUGGUGGUGUUGAGAUCCUUCGAGGUGGUGGAGGUGUUGAGAUCCUUCGAGGUGGUGGUGGUGUUGAGAUCCUUCGAGGUGGUGUUGAGAUCCUUCGAGGUGGUGGAGCUGGGGGACUGGCUGUGUGAGAAGAUGCUGAUGGCGCGGGACGGCAGCCGAGACGAGGGACAGAAACUGCACAAGAAAUGGCUCAAGCAGCAGGCCUUCAUGGCAGAGCUCAACCAGAACCGGGAGUGGCUGGACAAGAUUGAAAAGGAGGGUCAGCAGCUGAUGGCGGAGAAGCCAGAGCUAAGCACAGGGGUCCAGAGGAAGCUGCAGGAGAUGAGGCAGUGCUGGCUCGAGUUGGAGAGCACCACCCAGGCCCGGGCCAGGCAGCUGUUUGAGGCCAACAAGGCAGAACUCCUGGUGCAGAGCUACGAGAGCCUGGACCAGCGCCUGGAGCAUCUGGAGGAGCAGCUGGGCUACGUGGACCAGGGCCAGGACCUGACCAGUGUCAACAAGCAGCUCAAGAGACUGCAGGGCAUGGAGAGCCAGGUGGAGCAGUGGUGUGUAGAGGCGGGACAGCUGCAGAACCAGACGUGCUCGCUCCCAGAGCAGGGCCACACAAAAGGCAGCGUGGAGCAGCGGCAGGCGGCCGUGGAGGCCCGCAUGGUGCGCCUCAUUGAACCUCUCAAGGAGAGACGGCGCCUCCUGUUGGCCUCUAAAGAACUGCACCAAGUUGGUCGGGACCUGGAAGACGAGAUUCUGUGGGUACAAGAGCGCCUCCCACUGGCCAUGUCUCAGGAGCAUGGGGGUAGUCUGCAGGCCGUGCAGCAGCUGAUGAAGAAGAACCAGAGUCUGCAGAGGGAGCUGGAGGGCCAUAGAAGCCGAGUAGAUGACGUGUUGGAGCGGGCAGCAUUCAUCGCCUCUCUGCGCAGCCCACAGGCCGACAGCGCAAGGGUCGGUUUGGAGCAGCUGUCCCAGCACUGGACGCUGCUGUGGGCAGAGACUGAGCGCAGGCAGCUGGUGCUGGAUGCAAUGUACCAGGCUCAACAGUACUACUUUGACACGGCUGAGGUGGAGGCCUGGCUCAGUGAGCAAGAGCUGCACAUGAUGAACGAGGAGAAGGGCAAGGACGAGCCCAGCACACUGCAGCUGCUGAAAAAACACCUGGUUCUAGAGCAGACCAUUGAAGACUAUGCUGAGACCAUCGGCCUGCUGUCCCAGCAGUGCAGACAGCUGUUGGAGAUGGGCCACCCAGACUGUGAGCGCAUCAGUAAGCGACAGGCGCAGGUGGACCGUCUCUAUGUGUCUCUGAAGGACCUGGUGGAGGAGCGCAAGAGCCGCCUGGAGCAGCAGUACUGGCUGUACCAGCUGAACCGCGAGGUGGACGAGCUGGAGCAGUGGAUUGCUCAGAGAGAGGUGGUGGCCAGUUCACCAGAGCUGGGCCAGGACUACGAGCAUGUCACGCUGAUAGAGAACCUGACAGAGAACCUGACAGAGAACCUGACAGAGAACCUGACAGAGAACCUGACAGAGAACCUGACAGAGAACCUGACAGAGAACCUGACAGAGAACCUGACAGAGAACCUGACAGAGAGCCUGACAGAGAACCUGACAGAGAACCUGACAGAGAACCUGACAGAGAACCUGACAGAGAACCUGACAGAGAACCUGACAGAGAGCCUGACAGAGAACCUGACUGAGAACCUGACAGAGAACCUGACAGAGAGCCUGACAGAGAGCCUGACAGAGAACCUGACAGAGAACCUGACAGAGAACCUGACAGAGAACCUGACAGAGAACCUGACAGAGAACCUGACAGAGAACCUGACAGAGAACCUGACAGAGAACCUGACAGAGAACCUGACAGAGAACCAGACAGAGAACCAGACAGAGAACCUGACAGAGAGCCUGACAGAGAGCCUGACAGAGAACCUGACAGAGAACCUACAGCUUUCAUAA